Ceutorhynchus assimilis (cabbage seed weevil) is the source of this 1496-nucleotide messenger RNA. The record is from the annotation of a GenBank genome assembly. Lineage: Eukaryota; Metazoa; Arthropoda; Insecta; Coleoptera; Curculionidae.
AUCGAAUCGAAGUCGGGUUUAGUCAAAGUUUAGUUGUCUUGUCACUUCGAUAUUCCUUUCGCUUUGACUUCGUUCAGUUUCUUCGUAUUGACGCAGUUACGAAUAGUAUACCUAUAUUUCCCUUAUUAAACUUACGUUUUGGAAAAGUAAUUUUUUUUUUCUAAAUGUGUGUCGGAACCGCAAGAGUGCCAAAUAGUGAAAACGAAAUUGGAUUUCCUUUGCAACUGAAAUAUGUACCGGCAAUCGAAGGUGCGUUUUCUACAAGAGGAAAUAUUGAAGAAAAUCAAAAUAUAGAGCAGCUAACUCAAACUCAUGAUGUUCUCGCUAUGAUGACAAGUUCGACCAAAGAUGUACUAUUUGGCUUAAGCGAUUAUUUUGGAAGUUUAAGCGAAACUACGACAUAUAAAAUAUUGCGCAAUACUACUCAGCCAGCCCAUCUCGUCACAUCCGUAGCGGUUCUUUGCAUAGCUUUCCUGUGCUUUCCAACUAAGUCAGCUGUAGCUACAUUAUCUCCUCUAUGGACCCUUUUGUAUUUGGGUUGUUUUAGUGUGCACUUCGGCGUCCAAGUCUGGAUGUUUAUAUUUCAGCUUGCCGAGGCACACUUUUAGCAGUGUGCAGCAAGUACUUUUCCCUAAGUACUUCUGCUUAAAUUCCUUCCUGAGCCUUAUCACCCUAGCUAUCUUCUUGAGAGUUAAGAAUGGUCAGCUUGGGACUGUGGAAAAUGGAGUUCAGGCGUUUGCAAUGUCGUUUUGCUUUUUUACUGAACUUGUCAUAUUUCUUUACUUGACUCCUCCCUCACUUGCUUUGAUUGCCAUUAAAACUGAAAUUGAAAAAGAAGCAGGAGUUGGGCUUGAAAUUGGAAAACUGGAACCCGGAAAACUUCUCAAAUGUCCACACUAUAUGAAAGUCCACAGAUCUUUCAGAAAGAUUCAUAUGUCGAUUGCAAUGGGCAAUGUUUUAACCAUGGCGUGUACAUCCUCACAUUUAUACUAUCUUUCCUGUAAACUAUGUGCCCUUAGCUUGUGAAAAUUAUUUAUUUAUGCUUAUUUAUUUAUUUUCAAAAAGACGCAUCCUGAAAUAUCAUAAUUUAGGAAGAAUAUUUAUUAACUAGGCUAAGUUUAUGUAGGUGUGUUUUUCAAAUUCAAAAUAAGUAUUAGGUAUUUGUGUUAUCUUUUUUGUACGACCAAUAUUCAUUUUUAUAUAAAAAGACAGACUAAUGAUUAGAAAUAUUUUUUGUAAUAACAUGAAAAAUAUACUUUAUUAUUAUUAUUUUAUUAAAAUACCUGAACUGAAUAGAAAAAAGCUUCAACAGAGUUAUCAUGUAAGUCGUAAGUAAAUGGUGUUAUUGAAAAAUUGAGAAUUUGUAGAAUCUUAAAGACUACCUAUACCUAGAAAACCAAAAUACAAUCUGAAUAAUAGCACAUACCUUCCUAUACUCUAAUAGCAAACGAGGAAAAAAUCCUUGUGGGCUCUUUGAGGAUAUUAUUAUUGUGAGA